This is a messenger RNA of Frankliniella occidentalis (western flower thrips), 6749 nucleotides long. RefSeq names its product serine-rich adhesin for platelets. Gene Ontology annotation, cellular component: cortical actin cytoskeleton; cell junction; plasma membrane. Gene Ontology annotation, biological process: actin cytoskeleton organization. NCBI's taxonomy places the organism in Eukaryota, Metazoa, Arthropoda, Insecta, Thysanoptera, Thripidae. The record is from RefSeq and is a predicted model, not a curated record. Gene Ontology annotation, molecular function: actin filament binding.
AGCGGGGAGGAGAUCAAGCUCAUCAAGCUGAAGAAGAACUGGCGCUGCGUGCGGUGCGGCGGCGAGCCCACCGACAAGAAGACCGUGGAAAAGGAAAACUCCCGCGGUAAGCUUACCAUCAAGGUGGACAACAAAAACCUCUCUACGAAGGUGGAGGGGACGGAGAGGCGCGGCAGCACGACGACGACGACGACAACCACCUCCUCCACAAGGGAGACAUUGCUGACCAACGGCCAGCGCCGAGAGGAGUCCUUCACCUCAGGCGAUGAGACGGACGUGCCCAACGCGGACAAGACGGCCACCCCCACCGGCGUGGACAGCUACAUGUGGGAGCUGGAGGACAUGCGCCGGCGGCAGGAGGAACAGUACGCGCGCAAGGUUACGGACAAGGAGAACAUCCUCCUCAACGCCGAUGUGCACGUGCAGCUUCCCAAGUCAUCCCGCGAGUCCUCUCCGGACGCGCGCGGUGUUCCUGGGCGCGCGGGGUCGGUGUGCACGGCGGGCGACGAGUCGGACAGCAGCCGGCCGCGGUACGCGGACCGCGUGAGCGAGCCCGGCUCUGACGAGGAGGGCCCCGGGCCCCGCCAGGGCUCCGUCAACAAGCUGCCCCAGCUGGACGAGCGGAGGUCCAGCGAGCAGCGGGAGUUGGAGCGUGACGGACUUGAAGAGGAUGAGAACGACGUGGCGAACCUCAGCGUGUCCGACAAGGUGAACCGCUUCAUGGAGAGCUCCCGCACGCUGUCCAUCUCCGAGCUCAAGACGGUGCAUCGUCCUUCCACCACCACCACGACCGGCACCACCAGCCCGGACCAUCCGGGCAACGUGAGCAAGGCCAAGGCGCUGUUCGAGAACAUCGCGAGCGGCCAGCAAGGCCACAAGCACGACCAGGACGACGAGGAGGAGCUCGAGCAGCAGCAGGAGCGACGGCAGAGCAGCAGCGAGGUGGUCACCACCGUCACGUCGACCUCCACGCCCCAGCAGAUCGACGUACUGAGCCGCCCGUCCAUCUUUGACGGUAGGAAAGUCUUGACGGAGACCACCAUCGAGACCACGACUACCACGGCCACGGUGCCGGAUAUUCCUGUUGGGGUGACUAUCGCCAAGGACACGCUGCCCAGAAAGCGCUCUCCAUCACCAGAGCCACCCAGCUACGGCAUCGACUACAACAAGAAGCCUGAGCCGAAGCAGACCACACCGUCUCGUGCCAACGUCACCCCGAGUCGACAUGACUCGUUCCCUAAAGACACAAAGACGACAACAUCGAAGAAGACUACAGACACCACGGACUCGGUCCGCAGGGAUUCCGUACGGAGGGAGCUCUUCCCGGACACGAAGAAAACCACCACAACAUCUAGCACUAAGACAAGCGCCGCGACGUCCUUCCUCGACAACGAACGCAGCAGCACAGUGCAACAGCGUGCAGGCACCUCCCGCACCACGUCCCCCGUGAAGGACGUGCCGAGGACGGACUCUGCCACCACUCCCUCUCGCACCACGUCCCCCGUGAAGGACGUGACGAGGAAGGACUCCGCUACAUCCUUCAAGGACCUGACUAAAAGGGGAUCCUCGUCCUCCAUCAGGGAGGUUACCAGGAAGGAGUCCUCGUCGUCCCUCAAGGACAUCACUAGGAAAGAGUCGUCAUCCUCCAUUUCUAGGAGGGAAUCCGCAUCCUCAAUCACCAAGAGGGACUCCUCAACCUCCAUCACCAGGAAGGACUCGUCGUCGCCAACGAAGGACGUCGCCAAGAAGAGCACCCCGGCAAGGUCACCUUCGCCCACCAACAAACCAAAGCAGCUUGACAUCCUCAGCCGUCCCUCCAUCUUCGAAGGUAGAAAGAUGAUGGCGGCGAAGGAAGGCUCCUCGAAGACCAUCAACACGACCACGACGACCAGCACGACCAGCACGACCCGCCCGGAGCCCAAGAGCCCGACCAAGGACGCCCCCGCGGCGCCCAGCUUCUCCUUCUUGGACCGCCCCACCGAGAGCAGCCUGGCGCGGGUGAACAAGUUCGGCGUGCACUUGCGCAGCACGGCGUCCUCGUCGACCACCUCCUCCACGAGGGAACAGCGCAGGCCGAGCGCCGUGUACCUGGACGACCAGGAGCUCAACAUCGAGGAGGUGUUCGACAUCGAGUUCCUCGAAACCAUCCUGGAGCGCGUCGUGGGUUACGAACAGCGGCGACGCAUUCGCACGCAGAUCCGUAAAGCCAGAGAGCAGGCGGAACACCAGGACGUCAAGACGUCGACCAAGACCAGCACAAGCAAGGUGGGAAACACGACGACCGAGAAGGUGAGGACCACGACCACCUCCCAGUCGCCGACCAGCAAAGUCGUCACGACCAGGAUCACCACGACGAGCACCACCAACUCGGGCGGCAGAAAGUCGACCGGUGCCGGGGGGCCAUCGUCGCCGACGCGGUCCUCACCGACGCGGUCCUCACCGACGCGGUCCUCGCCGACUCGAUCUUCCCCUGAGCGUUCACCUAGUCGCUCCCCAGACCGAUUUGCUACAAGAAAAUCGUCCACCUCGUCUACGUCUAAGUCUCACGACACCACGGAGCGUCGGCGUUCUUCUGCCACGUCCACCACCAUCAGCUCCAGCAUGAGAGCCAGCUCCCGGACGGAGAGCUCCGCGGACAAGACCAAGUCCACGGCAUCGCUGGGGAGGCUGGCGGGUCGCGAGGCGGCGAGGGAGGCCUGCCCCACCGACUCCAUCACGUCGAGCUACGGCGUGGGUCCCACCGACGACCGGGGGCGCCCCUUGUUCGGGCUCAAGGCGCUGCGUCGCACCAACACGAACCGCACUCUGGAGCCGGAGCCCGCCAGUGGGACGACGACGAAGCAGACAUCGACCUCCACAUCCACCUACACGUCGUCGUCGUCGUCGACGGCGAACACCAGCUCCUCGCGGCCCAGGGCGGCGGACAUCACCGACUCGUCGGGCCUGCCGCUGUUCGGCGGCCUGCGGGCGCUCAAGAUCAGCAGCACCAACAGCAGCGCGACCGCGAGCGAGCAGAACGGAGCCAGCGGCCCCGGCUCACCGCCCCUGCGGGACCUGGUGCAGCGCCACGAGCAGCACGCCCGUGAGAGCUCGGCCACGCCGCCGGCGCAGCAGCUGACGCAGCGGCCGCGCGCCAAGCUCCGCGAUAGCUUCGUGCAGGACGACGAGACCCCCGUCCUGGAGAGGGCCGAGUCCUUCAGGUCCACGACCUCGAUUCAGUUGUCCCCCUGCAACGCUGGCGCCUCCCCAAAGUUCUCGUUUGAAAAGUCUGAAAAAAGCGGUGGCAGCCGCGUUGACGAAGAGUCGUUGGAGGUUUCCAGGAAGAAACUUUCAGACGACUCCAGAUCGUCGUCGUCGUCGCCGCCGCCGCCGUCCUCCGGCCUGAAAUCCCUCAUCGGGAAGCAUGAGCUCAUUUCCAGUAGUGGUGACUCGCUCCUGGACUCCUCCCGGCGCGGUAUCCUCAAGAAGCCCCGCGACGAGGGCGUGACCACCUCCACCUCCUCCUUCUCGCGCUCCACCGUGGUGAGCCAGCGCCAGGUCGUUGGCCCUGACGGCACCGUGUCGCUCACCAGGGACGUCAUCCGUGGAGAGACGGUGUCCAAGCCCGGGCAGGAGCCGGUCACCAACGUGUCGCGCGAGCACUUCGCCUACGAGACCCCCGAGCCCUCGGCGCUGUCCAUCACCCAGCUGGACAGCGAGGACGAGGAGGUCCGCAGGUCCGGCAGCAGGAAGAGCUCGCCUUCGCCUGACCGCGUGCUCAUCGAGUCAGCUCAAAGUUCCAAAAGGUCAUCUCGAAACUUUGAAGAGGAUACCAAAUUUAGUAGUUCUUUCAGAAGAUCAUCAGCCCAAGAUGACUUUAUUCAAACAGAAAAAGCACAUUCAACAUUGGCAUCUCAAAAUGGAGACGAAGUGGACGACCGUGGAAGCCGUUCAUACUCAAGUAAAGUUACAAGAGACAACCCCAACAAAUGGUCCAAUACCGUAUCAACCAAAAAGACUGACGGCAAUGCUACAACCCACACAACUACUACCACCUCUAAAGAGCGGCGGGCAUCCGGCGGAGUGACAUCGGAAUCAACAAGCGUUUCAUCCAAGAGCGUAACUACUACUAAAAGUUCAUCUCCUUCACGAAAGUCGCCAACCAGAGAAGUAAGCAGCAAAAAGCAAACAAAUGACAAGAGCUCUACAGGUAGCAGUUCUGAAUCAAAAAGUACAAGCCGUUUCACAAGUUCAUCACGCACUUCGACGUCUCGAAAUAGUAGUUCUUCGAGUAUCGAAAGACGAAGGUCAUCAGCAACCGCUGAUGAUGCAUCCGAGGAGGGUUCCUCAACAGUUACCAGCAGCUUGUUAAGAACCUCUCAAAGAGGCUCGGUUCGGGCAUUGCAAGAAAAAUUCCAAAAAGCUGCAGCUGACGCAAACAGUGCUGACACCGCCCGAUCAAAUCGCUCUUACCCCAAGGCGGGAUUAAUCUUCCGCUCUGCCAGCUUCCGCUCUAGUAGUGGAGAUGGUACUGCGCCAGUCACACCAAGUUCACCAAACCCUCCCUCUACUCCGUUGUCUGAACUGGGCACGAACCCCACCCUGAAGCAGUCGGCCUCGAUGGAGGUGAGGGUGGGCUCCCCAGUGGCGUCCCCUCUCCCCUCUACGCCUUCCUCCUCGGAGACGAGGUCCUUCCUCAACGACCGCACGGCCGUGACUGACGUGCACGACGUCCUCACGCGCAUGCGCAACGCGGACAUUGUGGUGGAGAGCGGCGACAGCGCGGAGGACCAGGCCGCGAGAUCCCUGCUCAACAAGUUCCUGGGCGCGUCCGUGAUCCUGCAAGGCAUGGAGCCGCUCGUGUCCGACAGGCACACCUCCAGCAGCACCAGCUCGGCCAGCGCGAGGCAGACCAUCGUGUCGGGCGGCGCGCCCGCCAGCACCACGUCGGCGGCGCUCGUCAGCCAGGUGGAGCGCCAGCGGCUGAGCGGAGCCAAGGGAAGAGCGAGUUGUUCAAAAGUUCUACCUCAACUGACGGCAGUAGCACAACACAUACUGAAGUGAGAACCAAGACUUCUCAUUUUACCUCCACCAGCAGCAUGGCUUCAAAUAAAGGUGGCCCUCCUAAACCCAUUUCCCCAUUUGCUAAAUUCCAGCAGCUGGAUCGUCAGAGCUCCUCAGCUUCAGCUCCUAGCUCCCCUAAGACACCGAGUACACCUGGUGCUCCAGGCAGCCCAAUAUUUAAAUUCACCGACCCCAAGUUGGCUCGGUCUGCAUCCAGUGUCAAGGACAACUUGCUGUACUGGUGUCAGUGCAAGACCAAGAAUUACAAGAAUAUCAAAGUAGAGAACUUCUCAAGCAGCUGGAACGACGGACUUGCUUUCUGCGCACUCAUUCACCACUUCAUUCCUGAUGCCUUUGAUUAUGAUGCUCUUGUGCCUACACAGCGCCGCAAGAACUUUGAGCUAGCCUUUCGAGUCGCUGAGGAAAAGGCAGAUAUUGCACCGUUGUUGGAUGUGGAGGACAUGGUUGUGAUGAAAAGACCUGACUGGAAAUGUGUCUUCACUUAUGUCCAGUCCAUCUAUCGGCGGUUCAAGGAUGAGGAUUAAGCUUCCUUUCUGCACCUCUAGCGCCUCUCGAGCAGUUCUCCUCAAAUAACAAAACCGACAAUUUCAUGUAGCAGAUUUUGAAGAUGAUAGUUCAUUCGCAUAUGAUGACAAUGCUGCCUAUCAGUUUAAGUUGCUGUGAUAAACUCAGGCCGUGGAUAGCAUAUUAGUGGUUGGAUAAAUUCUAUCAUGUUCAGUAAAAUAUUAUAAACCAGUUUAUAAAAACUUCAUAUUUUGUUUGUGUUCUCACCUUAUCAAGACGACUAUAUGUGUUUUGAUUUUAUUUGUAAAGUUAUUGGAAAAAUUCUUGAUUUUCUAGUCCUGUUUGAGUUAAUGCUUGUUGUAACUUGAUUGAUUUAUCUUUCCAAGCCUAUGUUUGAUACAUUUCUCAUUUUCUUUUAAUAUGGUCUGAAACAUGUCAAACUUUGUAACUUCUCAGAUCUUGUAAGUCUGCACUGCUGAUUUUUCAUAUUCUGUACCUUACUUGUGUUGUGGGUUUCUGUUUUGUAUGCAUUAUUUAUUUUCAUGUUACCAGUUGUUUCUAGAACUUUUUUUUGAUUUAUUUUACUAUUCAAGAAGCAGUGAAUGAGUGCGCAUAUACUUUCCCUUCUAGUGUUCAUGUAAAAGGGAAAUAUAAUAAAAAUCUAGCUUAAUUCUCUUACACAUUUUUUCUAACAUUCUUAUGAAACACAGCUAGAGUAAAUAAUUUUUAUCUUCAAGUAAAAUUUAACUGCGUAUUUUUCGAAUACUCUUGUAGGGUCUGACGUGCCUUCUUUGCAUAGAAGGUCCUCUCAGAACCUAACGCGAAGGCUGUUUAAUAUCAAAUUAUUAUGUGGUCUUUUAAUUAUACGGUGGUGAUACAAUGCAAAGCUGUUCUGUUGUUUUUCAUACUGAAAUGAAGCUUCUUCAGUUUAGAUUUCAUACAAUUGUAACUCAAGCUAUCUGCCUCUAUCUUUUUAAAAGAGUGUCUACUUACUAAUCAUACCCUCGGAAAGGACUGACUGGUCAAGGCUGCAUUAACGCUCAUCUGAUUAUUAUUAAUUGACAUACACUCGAAGCAAACCCUUUGUAUUCUCUCCUAUUUUAUUACUGCAGCACAUGCAAUUUGUAUCUUAUUUCAGAUUAAAUAUCUUAAAUAAAACAGGCAGCAUGGAACUAUACAAA